GGGAGGUCCCGGCCCGGAGGCAGGACCGGAGGCAGGACCGGCCCAUCCCGGCGGGCAGCGGCGCGGGAACGCAGGCGGACACCGGGGAACGGAGGCGCUCCCGGCCCGGUGCCGCUUCCCGCUGCCAGUUCCCGGUUCCCAUUCCACGUCCGAGCUCCCGCAGCGGCAGCACCGAGGAGUCGGGGAGCGCACGCACCUUCGGCACCCCCGCGGUGCCCGGUUCCCCCCGGUUCUCCCCGGUUCUCCCCGGCUCCCGGUGCCGGUCCCGCCAUGCCCUCCGCGUACCCGCGGCGAGCCCUGACGGUGCUGCUGCUCUUCGGCACCUUGUCCGCUGCCAUGGCCCUGCUCUCCUCCAGCCUCAUCUUCCAGCUGCCGUCGGGCCGCGCCAGUCCCGCCGGAGGUGCCGGUGCCGGUGGCGGCCGCGGUGCGCUCCCGGAGCCGGUGGCCGCCGCUGUGCUGCCGGUGUCGGCCGUGCUGGCCGCGCUCUGCCUGGUGCUCAACGUGAGCUGCCUCCUGCUCUGCCUCCUCCACGGCUACUUCAGCACCGAGCUGUGCCGGGGGCAGCCCGGGCCCGACCAGGCAGACUGGUUCCUCCUGGACAGCUGCAGUGUCCGGCACGCGGCCAUCGGCCUCUUCUGCUGCGGGGUCUGCCUCUACCUCACAGCUCUGGCCCUUUUCAUGCUGCUGCUGUUCGAGCCGGAGGCCGCCAUCGCCAGCGCCUGCAUCCUGGCCUCUGGAAUCCUCGUCCUGCUCAUCACCGUGCUCCACGCCCUGCUCCGCGCUUCCCAAAUUUCCCAGCGGAGCCGCUCGGAGCCUUCCCAAGCCCUGUACGAGAACGACUCAGCCCCGCACGGGGACAGCUCCGGCAGCGACCUCAACAAGAAGAACGCGGCUCCUCCCCGGCCCCGCCCUGAAAUCCACCGGGAAUUCUCCUUCCCACCUUUCCUGGAGCGCAAAUCCCAGCUGGGCUCGGCCUCCAGCAGCAACCUGAGCUCGGCGGGCAGCCCCGGUAAGGAAUUCCAGCAGGAAUUCCAGCAGGAAUGUCGCGACUUGUCGCGCACGCACCGGACGCUGUCGGUGGAGUCGGGGCUGCUCCAGGGGCAGGGAAAACCUUGGAAUGUCAUCACGCAGGAGAUGAGGAAUGUGAUGUCCCGCAAGCCCACGGGCAAGGACUCCACGCUCGUGUGAUGGAAAAUUGGGAUUUUCCCGGCAGCUUCCCGGGAUUUGCAGCUCAGGGCAGAGCUGCCCCGGAGUUGUUGCUUUUUCCACGUUUUUGGGAUUUUUUUUUUUUUUUCCUGGAUAAACUCCUUUAUCCCCAGCCAAAUUCCCUGAUCCAUCCAGGACCAUCCCAGCUGCGGGAAAGGACGUGGAAAACGUGGAUGAGAAGCAGGAAUUGGAAUUCCCACGAGCAGAACUCCUUCAUUCCUUUUCCAGCUGAUCCCAGCUGAUUUCCUUCGAUGUUGUCCCUCCCUUCUCCUUCCUCCCUGCUCCAUCCUCAGCCUGACCCUGGGAUGGGAGGGCUUUGGGGUGGCCAAGAAUGGGGUUGAGGUGGCCAAGAACAGAUUUGGGGUGGUUUAAAGUGGGUUUGGGGUGGCCAAGAGCAGUUUUGGGGUGGGAAAAAUGAGGUUUGGGGUGGCAGGGGGGUGUUUGGGGUAGCAAAGGGUGGAUUUAGGGUGGCCAAGAGCAGGUCUGGGGUAGCCAAGAAGGUGGGUUUGGGGUGGCCAAGAACAAUUUUGGG
Molecule: messenger RNA, 1738 nt
Organism: Corvus hawaiiensis (hawaiian crow)
Lineage: Eukaryota; Metazoa; Chordata; Aves; Passeriformes; Corvidae
Gene: TMEM221
Product: transmembrane protein 221
Exons: 3
Coding region: 271-1188 (305 amino acids)
Source: RefSeq, a predicted model, not a curated record